Messenger RNA from Colletotrichum navitas, 1401 nucleotides. Its product is annotated as nucleosome assembly protein. NCBI's taxonomy places the organism in Eukaryota, Fungi, Ascomycota, Sordariomycetes, Glomerellales, Glomerellaceae. Gene Ontology annotation, cellular component: nucleus; chromatin. The transcript has 3 exons. Gene Ontology annotation, molecular function: histone binding; chromatin binding. Bases 289 to 1233 code for a protein of 314 amino acids. Gene Ontology annotation, biological process: nucleosome assembly. The record is from RefSeq and is a predicted model, not a curated record.
CGCAGAUUUCUCUCCCCCCUCCCGCUUCCACUUAAGGAAAAGAUAAAAAAAAUUAGGAACAUAUUUGCUAAGCACGUCCCGGUAGCAUCUUCCUUAUAUAAGAGACUUUCCUCGGGGUGAGGCACACAUUCCGUCCGUCGUCCUUUAAUCUUUCGCGUUCCCAAAGCCAAUUACAACCCCACCAACGAAGAACGUGAAAUCUCAGGAAAAUUUACCUCGAGAUUCUCCCUUCUUCAUCACUUCCAAUCCCUUCCGACUUCUCUCUCCUUCAUUCACAUUACCGCCAAAAUGGUUGAGAUGGUUGAUACCGGUGUCACCUAUGAGCAGCUCGCCGACCUCGAGCGCGAGUUCGAGGAGGUUGAGAACCAGAUCGUCCGCAAGCAGUACGAGCUCUCGAAGCCUCUGUACGAGAAGCGCGCCGCCGUCAUCUCCAAGAUCCCCAACUUCUGGGCUCUCGUCUUCGAGCAGUCCCCCGCCGAGAUCGACGAGCACAUCCAGCCCUCCGACGCUGCCCUGCUCCUCUCCUCCCUGAAGAACGUCGCCGUCUCGCGCCCCGAGAUCGACAACGGCCAGGCCAAUGGGGACCCUCGCAGCCUGACCAUCCGCUUCGAGUUCAACGAGAACGAGUACUUUGAGGACACCGUCGUUGAGAAGACCUUCUGGUACCGCCACUCCAAGUCCUACUCCGGCCUCGUCUCCGAGCCCGUCGACAUCAAGUGGAAGGACGGCAAGGACCUCACCGAGGGCCUCCUGUCCCUCGCCAAGAAGGUCUAUGACCAGGGCCCCAUCACCCCCGGCAAGCUGACCCCCGAGGCCGAGGCUCUCAAGAGCAAGGUCGAAGAGACUGGCAUGGGCGGCGUCUCCUUCUUCACCUUCUUCGGCUUCGUCGGCAAGCGCAUCUCCCCUGAGGAGAGCGCCGCCACCCUCGCCAAGGAGCUUGCCGACCUUCAGGCCCGCAAGGAGGGCAAGAAGACGGACGAAGAGGAGGAGGAUGACGAGGAGGAGGAGGCCAAGGACCAGGUCCAGUUCGAGCUCGAGAUCUGCCCCGACGGCGACGACAUCGCCGUCGCCAUCGCCACCGACCUGUGGCCCGAGGCGCUCCACUACUUCACCCAAGCCCAGGAGGCCGCCGAGAUGUCUGACGCCGAGUUCGAGUCCGACGACGAGGACGACGAGGACGAGGAGAUGGGCGACGCCGACGAGACCACCCCCAACAAGAAGCGCAAGGCUUAGAUGAUGAACCAUUAUGAUGAGACGCCCAAUUCCCCCAUUUUCCCCCAUUUCCCUCGCCUUUUUACCCCCCCUCUUAGAUAUAAAAUUCCUGGUGAUACCACGAUUCAUUCCCUGGAUAGGGGAAGCUAUCAAUGCAAAACUCCUUUUUUUUUUGUCACACUUAUCUUC